Messenger RNA from Protopolystoma xenopodis, 288 nucleotides. Lineage: Eukaryota; Metazoa; Platyhelminthes; Monogenea; Polystomatidea; Polystomatidae. The record is from the annotation of a GenBank genome assembly.
AUGAUGAUGAUGACUAAGACGGAGGUUGUGACGCCAACAGAAGACUGGACGCUUGCCCGAUGGGAGAGCGUCCACUCCUACGGCCAGCCGAUCCCAAGCUCUGUCCGUCCUCCAUCGUGCAUCAAACGCUCGCUCGCCAGGUGUGGACAAUUGAUUUUCCCACUAUUGGUGCUUUCGUGGAUGGCCACGUGUUGUGGAGCCAUUGGCACGGUUCUGAUUGGCCCAUUCGCCAGCCAAUCAGCUAACGGCCAGACUCUUUGCCUCAAAUUGGACGCAGUAAACGCCUAA